This is a messenger RNA of Suillus bovinus, 234 nucleotides long. RefSeq lists its product as uncharacterized. Lineage: Eukaryota; Fungi; Basidiomycota; Agaricomycetes; Boletales; Suillaceae. The coding region runs from base 16 to 234 and encodes 72 amino acids. The record is from RefSeq and is a predicted model, not a curated record. The transcript has 3 exons.
UUGUGUCAUUGCUUGAUGUCGAUCAUCGACAUGAUGUUGCUUCUCACCGAGCUUCCGACUACCGCAUAUUCAUCUUCUCUCACCAUCAAUCUCGUAUACCGUCCACUCUUUUGUCGUCGUUUUCCGGUCGUGGUAUAUGCUGAAGUGACUACUGAAGCAGCACCACAAUCACCCUCGGUGACCAAUAGACAGGGAACAGCGCCCGCGAAAGCGGCCGAGUACGCGUUAUAUUGA